AAGAAAAUGAUAUAGAGAAUUUACAACAGGUUUUAAGUUUAGAAACUGCUAUAAAUAUAAGUGGGCUUGCUACUUAUAUUAAUGAUAAUGAAAUUGUUCCAACAGAAGAGUUUUUAGAUGAUGAACAAAUUAUUGAUCUUGCAACUCAAUCUGCAGAAUUUGAUAGUAGUUCAGGUGACGAAGAACUA
Messenger RNA from Racocetra persica, 188 nucleotides. NCBI's taxonomy places the organism in Eukaryota, Fungi, Glomeromycota, Glomeromycetes, Diversisporales, Gigasporaceae. The record is from the annotation of a GenBank genome assembly.